CGCCUGUGCUCAGCUCCAUUUUGCUUUCUAUAUUGUGAGGCAGGACGGAGCCACAAAAAGUAAAAACAAACUGGUGCGGACCUGAAAGAUCAGCAUGAAUGCGACCUGAACAUUCUUUUAAUUGACAGAAAACAAAAAAAACUUUUACGGAAACCGGAAGUGCGGCGGCUUUUAUAGUGAAGUUCCCUCUGCUGAUAUGAGGAUCGGAUGUUAGCAGCUGUGGUUUCAAGCUUCGUAGCAGGAGGACGUGGGGGGGCGGCAUGGAUAAGGUCCGGAGGGUCCUGGUCUACGUGUGGAAGGAGCGCGGGGCCCCCCAGCAGGCCCCGUUCCUGCAGAGUUUGACGGCUCACUUCUCUGACGGCGAGGAUGAGGAGGUGCAGGUGAGCUGCUCUCUGCAGAGAAACCAGUUUCUCCUGUCCCGAGGAGAUGAAGGACGCCGCGUUCCUCUGAAGCGGGCGUCCUUCUGUCCCAUCAAGCACCUGUCGCCCGCCGAGGCGGCCGCCGUCCCGCCGGACGUUCGGCAGCGUGGGGUGGACGUGGGCGUGUCCGUCGUGCUGCAGACGGCCGACCGCAGGCUGCUGCUGACGCGGCGGGCGAAGGAGCUGCGGAUCUUUCCCAACGUGUGGGUUCCUCCAGGAGGACACGUCGAGCCUGAGGAGACGAUGCUGGAAGCGGGUCUGAGGGAGCUCCAGGAGGAAACCGGACUCCGGCUGGAUCCAGAGGGGGUGUCCUCUCGAGUCCUGGGACUGUGGGAGUCGGUGUUCCCCCCCCUGCUGUCCAGAGGUCUUCCUCACAGACACCAUGUGGUGGUCUACCUGCUGCUGCUCUCCCCCCACUCACACCUGCAGCUCCAGUCGUCUCUGAGCCCCUCCCCCGCCGAGGUCAGCGCCUGCGUGUGGGUCGACAGCCGGCUCGCCCGGGCCAUCGUGGCCGCCGUGGACGGAGAAGACGGCGAGGUUCCCGUGGACCAGCUGCCCAGCAGCUUCAGGGUGAUGGAGGUGUCUGCAGACGGAUCUCUCAGCGAGUCUCUGCUGCCGCCGUCCGUCUUCAUCGGUCGAGUCCCUUCCAGCGGUCCAGAUGUGGAGCGGGUCAGCACCGGAACCAAAUACGCUUUGGACCUGUGGCUGAGGAGCCUGGACGCCAGCACACCCUGAGCAGACCCCCCCCCACCCCCACCCCCACCUAAAAUACAAUUGAAAAAUAAAUCAGGAGACAGUGAUGUCAAGAAUGCGUUGGGCUUUCUAAAGCGGUAAAAGCAGAGGAAUGGCGUCUGAGUGACCCGGUGUGACCUCAGCCCGUCCCAGAACCGCGUGCAGUACCUUAGGCCGCCAACAGGUGGCAGCAGAGACCUCUGAUCAGCUCCAGCAUUUUCAUGUCAGGUCCAGAACCCUCUUCUUCAUCCAUCAGUCCAGUGGAGGCGGCCUCGUCUUCAUCACUUUAUGUACUUCUAGAACAGAAAUCACACAGAUUGGAUUGAGUUCCUGGAUUCUGUCAUGACAUUAAAUCUAUACUUUAACCUGC
Molecule: messenger RNA, 1521 nt
Organism: Oryzias latipes (Japanese medaka)
Lineage: Eukaryota; Metazoa; Chordata; Actinopteri; Beloniformes; Adrianichthyidae
Gene: nudt17
Product: nudix (nucleoside diphosphate linked moiety X)-type motif 17
Biological process (GO): NAD+ catabolic process; NADP+ catabolic process
Cellular component (GO): peroxisome; cytosol
Molecular function (GO): NADH pyrophosphatase activity
Source: RefSeq, a predicted model, not a curated record